AUGAAGAAUAAAAAGCAAUGUAUACAAAAUGCUGAAGAUGAAAAGCAUGAAGACACAGAAGGUAGCUAAUAUAGGUUGGAUAUUCUGCUAAAUCAGAUAAGAUAAUAGUGAACAAACAUAUAUCACUUCUUUUUAGCAUCUUCCUACCCCAACAUUUCCAGAUCUAAUAGAGAAAAUCUAAAGCAUUCUUUGGUAUUUCUGGUUUUAACUGAUUAGAGAUAGUGCCCACAGUUCAUGGUCACUUCAGAGGGGGCUUCUGAAAAGGAGAAUAUGUGAAAACUCUUUGUAAGAGGUCCUUUGUACUUCAGGACAUGAUGACUCCUGUUGAUGUGGCAAACUUAAAUUUGAAAGGGCUGAUCCACAUGGCCUGUUAUUCUGGAAUAACAACUCAUUGAAUCUCUUUUAACAUCUGAUUUGUUUACAAUAUCUGACAAAAUAAGCUGCUCUUACCCCUGUCCUUGACAAAGUGCUUGUGUUGUAUGUUAUUUUCUGAUAUGCAAAGGGUUGUAUAGCCGGUGCACAUUGACACACAUUGAAGAUCAAAACUGUGUAAGGCAGGGAUGGCUGACCUUUUUCAUCCUGAAGAUUGUGUUCAGAGUUGGCUAACCUGCAGUUCACAUCUUACAUACAUACACUCUUGCCAUGCAGACAUGCAUGAAGCUGCCCAGUGUCCACCCACAGAGGCACUCAUCAUACAUAUAGAUACAUGUACUGUACUGCACACUCGUUCCCCAUCCUCUCAGCCUAGUUCUGUGGUGGGCCAGUUUCUUCACUGUAAGACUAGACUGCAUGGAGAGGUUUAAACCUCUCAACUCGGCACUGAGAAAUGUCAAUUUCUCCACUGCAGUUCUGAGCUUACGUGAGAAGUUUAAACCUCUCUAUCUAAGUGCUGGGAUGGAGAUUGACCACAGCUUUCCCUCUCAUCUCAGUAGUUGAGAUAUUGCUUCAUUGCAGGAUUGGGCUGUGAGGAGAGGUUUAAAUCUUUCCCAAAUUCAACCUUCCCUCUCAGCUCCAUGAUGGAGAAGUUGCAGUGCUAAAGAGGGGCAUGGCUUUCCCACCUGCAGUAACUUUGUUGGGUGGGCUGGAAUUGGCCUAUGAGCUUGCUACCCCUGAUUUGAGGAGAUGUUUCUGAAGCAUCCAGGAAUUUAAUGCCCAUGUGGAGGUGUGGUAUGAUCUCAAGACCACUGUUUAUGAUUUUUUGAUAUUAUACAUUGUGUCCCAAGUGAAUUGUUAGGCUAACCAGGAAAAGGUAUUGUCUAUUUGGCAUUUGUUAGUUUUCAGUCGGUCUGGAUUUUAAUAGGGUUUUAAGAAAUUAUAGAGUCAACUUUAUUUUUUAAAACUUGAAAAAAAGGCCUAAAAGGUUUCAUUUUAAUCAUAGGAAAAUUAUUGCACUGUUUUUGAGAUAGCUAUUUACAAAAACAAAAAAGAUAUUUGUACUAAAUUUCACCUUACAAUUUUAUAUGCAUGUAGAUCACAUUGUUACCACAGUGAUUUAUAAUUAACCUGUGAAACUAAUUGACAUAUAUGCAGUAGUGACUACUGUCAUAGUAACUUGUUUAAAAGCUUCAGUAAUUCCAUGUCAUGGAUGGUUUGUAGUUGGCCACUACCAAUAGUAGGCCGGAGCAGUUUUCAUAUUCACAUCUAAAGGCAUACACACACACACACACCCUAAAUCUUGACCUGACCUGCUCAUGACCUGGUGGUUGGUAAGGAUGAAAUGUUGGGUAGAGGGGAGUAUGAUAAUCACAGUAUUCAGAAUUCAACAUUUGCAUUCUUGUUGGCUUCAGUCAUACAUAAUGAGAUAACUGCAUUUCAGACCUAGCUGACAAUAUUGAGACAUUUUACUGUCAGCUUACAAAGGAUUUGAGAGUCAACUUUUUAAAUCCACAAGUUUGAACAAAAUUGCAUAUCAGCAUGAUGUGGCAUAUUAUUUAAGUGGAUAUUACUACUACAGACUUCACAAAGCUUUUACAUUUUAUAACAGGUGAAGAGAAAGAAGAAAACUGCUCCUGUUCUUCUAGCUUUCUGUCUGAUGAAGAUGACAGGUGUCCAAUCUGUCUAAACUGCCUGGCAGAGCAGGAGGUUGGUUUUCCUGAAAACUGCAGUCACAUCUUCUGCAUGACCUGCAUCCUUAAAUGGGCCGAAGUAAGUAUAGGUGGUUCAUGGGAAACUUGUAAACUGGCUACUUAAAUGCUUAAAAUCUUUUUAAAGGGUAAUAUUUCUCCUUGGCAGCCUGGCAGCCAAAGAACAGUACUACUAGUUCCUCAUAUUCAAGUGACCUCGAAGGCACAUGGCAGCCUGCUUUUCAAACAUGAGACUUUCAAAAGCAGUAUAUAAUAUAGCAAAAGGGCUUGAUGUUUAAAUGAUUUUUUUAAAAAACCAAAAAAACCAAAACCCAGCUGGCAUGCCUAAAUCAGCUCUUUGUGAGUUAUGGCCCAAAUGUAACUCAUUUCACAUUUCAGCGAAGUACUCACAUCACCACAUUUGGUAAAUGCUUAGGUAGUGGCCUUUGUUUGUUGGAAGUUAAUGUUGUGAGCUCUUGAUAAAUGGUUUGUCCAUUUGUCUUCCCAAACUCUAUAGGUAAUUAUUGUGUCUCCUUUCCAAAGUUCCUACUGCUGUUGCUUUCCAGGGAAAUCUGCUAAAUGAUGAUCCCAUAGUACUGACCUAUUUUCUUGCAACUUUGUAAUAUUGUGCUUUGUUACUGUAGACUUCUUUCUUUGCCUGUGUAGUAUACUGCUUAUGCAGUAUAACAUUGUUGCUUUCAACAUCUUGCUUAUUGUGAUGAACAACCCAGAUUGAGAUUGAGAGAACUUCAUAAGGACCUAAAGUUUUAUACACAUCAUAUGCAAUACUGUAACUAAUGCUUAUCCAGCUUCUUAGAAACCUUUUUGGAGAACUACUUUUUCUAGGCAUCUUUUAUUGCUGUGAUCACUUAUCGCUGUGGCAGAUAUUAUAAACCCCAGAGUUUAAAUGCAUACUCUUCAUGUCCUACUCUAAUCAGUAGGACAAAAUGUUUCUAAAAGUCAGUAAUUGUUUUCUAUGUUCAUGGCAUUCCUUCAAGUAUUUGAAUCUAAUUAUCCAGAAUUGUGGUCAUGAUAAAAUGUUUAGUCCCUCUGCUUUAGAGACACAAGGGUAGAAAAACAGUGUGGCAAGCAAAGCCCAGCAGGCAUUGCACUUAUGCACAGGUUGAUCUUGCUUAAUGAGCAGAAUGUGUGACUGGAACUAGGUGGGUUGAGAGGAGGGCUCAGAUCUUGCAGUCAGUCUGCAUGUCAAUAUCUGGAAGGGUCUCGUAGGUUGGUUGUAGAAGUUCUUCGUAGUUGCUGGAUCCGAGUCACUGCUAUGUGGCAGUCUGUGGCCCUUCCCACUCAUCAGGAGGGAAUGAUAUGAAUAUGGUUGCAGUAAGGACAGUAUGGAGUCCGAAUUCAGUUUCUAUUGUUCCCCUGCUUCCACCACUCUUUGGAGACCUGGGUUUUACUACUGCACCACUCUGCCUCCACCAUGUGACUUCCUGGUUGAUUGCUUGCUAUCUAUCUAAACUGCAAGAUCACACCUUUAUUUUAUCAUCUGUAGGAUUUCCACCACACACACCUGAAAUAUCAAACAUGUCUGCUUUCCUAAUUCCUUUUAUAUCUCCGUUGUCAUCAUUUAAUUCCAGACAAUUCAUUUAUUCACCUUUUACCAUCCACACACCAAUAUGCAUGCACACACACAGGUGUCAUAUUUGUGUUCUUUAAGAACUCUUGAGUGGAUAUCAUCUGAACCCAGUCAUUUGUUUACAACUGGUCAACAAGGCUUACAUCAGCUCUCUUGAUGCUGUGUCUCAACCCAGACUGGUAGUUGUCUUGCUCCAAACAAAACACAAGUUGUAGUUCGUGUUUGUGUCUUACUGCACAUGGUUUGUAUAAGAGAGACCAACUAUGAUUCCAGAUUCAAAUCUAGCACUCAGCCAAGCCAUGGCCCAACUGUGAUAGCAGCAGGACCUGGAGAGUGAAGUGGCAGCAAUUUUUGCUUGGAGAACCCACAUACUCCUUGUUCAUUCCUGCUUAGCUAUGCUUUGGGUUAGUGUUACAUGCAAAGUGGACCAGUGUUCUCUUCAUACAGGACUGCCACUAUUGAUUUGAAAUCAAUGGACAUGACUAACUGAGGUCGAUUAAUUUUCAUCAUCUUCUCCUGAGUAGAACUGUCCUGGACUGGCUGCUGACAAUAACUCAGUUGGAUACAACCCUCAGUCCUAUGGAUAUAGUUGGUUUGAAAUUUAAAUAAAUGUGCAUAUUACAAACCCUUUGCUACUGGUGCCUUAUUGGUUUAUGUGAGAACUAAACCUUUAAUCAAAACUGCCACUCCUAGGAGGAAUGGCUAUUAUUUCUAAAAUAUCCUUAAAAAUAAAAUUGCUGUUGAUUUGCAACCCAACAGAUCAGCUUGCCCUUGCUGAUUGAUCAACUAAUGGUUUAAUUGAUUUAUUUAUUAAGCCAAUUAGCAUCUGGAGUCUUAAAUUAAUUGAAAGUAACAGAUUCCAGAGGAAUAUGCAUGCAGGUUGGUUUGAAUCAAGAGAUUCAAAAACUGGACAGACGAUACAGUUGUUCCUUUUCUUUGGAGAAAAAAACCUAUUUCUAAUGUUAUAAAAUAGUGAAAUGUGAACAAAAUCUUCUUUCAGACCAGAGCAUCAUGCCCAGUUGACCGCAAACAGUUCCAAGCUGUAUAUAAACUAAAUGCAUUAGAAGACUGCAUAAAGGCAAGUUCCAGUGUUUAUUUAAUUUAUAUUUUGUGUUUAGAAAAUUACGAUCAGAAUAAACUAGCGUUUUGUUCUUCAAAUAUCUGAAUAAUUAUUUGGUCACUAAGGCAGGUUGGAUGCUGUUAAUGGCAUGUUCUAACUUUGACCAAAAAACAUUUGUUUAAAGCAUUUAACCCUGACAGAAGGAGUCCUUCUCUUUGUGGAAGUUGAAGUUUAUUUCCACCCCAUUUUUUAUAUACUUCACAAUUAUUUCUCAGUGUUGGUAAAAUCAUACCAUUUAGCGCUCAAAUGAUUUCUUAUUUUAUUUGUUGGCAAGCUGUAAUUCCCAGCACAUCUCAGAAAGUUCUAGUGUUUAACUGUGAUUGAUUUGCAAAGCAGAUGCUGAUUGCUCUUUUCGAUUAAUUGUAGAUUUGGGCAAGGGGAGAGAUUGGUCUCUGUGUUUUGUCUUUGCAGAAGGUAAAAACAGUGUAAUACUUCGGCUGCUUCUGCAAACAUAAGCAAGACCCCAUUCUCCCGAGUCUUCUGCCAUUUGCAGAAGAGGUGGAGAAGGAGAGAAAAAGAGAAACACACAGUAUUUUUUAUUCAGCCUAGGCUUCCCUCUUACUCCAUACCCCUGCUUCUCUAAAACCCCAUAAAGGUGUUGUUAUCAGGAUUCUUCCAAAUACAUGAUUUCUGGGAAGUAAACAAUGUCUAAACUUUAGGACCCAUGUUUAUUUAAUAAUAAAAGGCUAAAAUCAUAUUUGCUCCAAAAUGAUAAACUAGGAAGACAUUAGGAGUGAAAUCCAGGGCUGUCAUGCCAUGCACAGAAUGGCUUUUGAUUUAGCAGAGAUGAUCACUAACAGUGAUAAACUAUGCCGUCCUACUAUAUUUCCCUAUGCUCCUGAAAAUCAGUUAUAGAAGUUUAGGGGACCCUUUAAAACUUUGUGGAUAGUGGUGUGGGCAGCUGCAAUGUGAAUGGGAAACUGGAAAAAAUACCCUUCUUUCUUACAUUAGCAGAUUCCUCCACGGUCAAAAACUGUUUUCUGAGCAGGAUGGCAACAGCAGAUUUCACCCUGAUAAUUCAAUCAGUAUCUUGGGAACACUUUCAUGCGGCAAAUAAUGAGGACCGUAUGAAGAGCCAGUGUGGAUUUAGUGGUUAAGAGCGGUACAUUCGUAAUCUGGGGAACCGAGUUCACGUCUCCGCUCCUCCACAUGCAGCUGCUGGGUGACCUUGGGCUAGUCAUACUUCUCUGAAGUCUCUCAGCCCCACUCACCUCACAGAGUGUUUGUUGUGGGGGAGGAAGGGAAAGGAGAAUGUUAGCUGCUUUGAGACUCCUUUGGGUAGUGAUAAAGCGGGAUAUCAAAUCCAAACUCCUCCUCUUCUUCAAUUGUCUAGUAGCUUAUAAGAAAAGUUUUAUUGGACUUUUUUAUGUUUUCAGAAAACACCAAGACAGAUUUUUAGUUUUUUUACUGGUAACUACCCAAGCGUGUGCUAUUGAACAAACUUCUGCUUUGUCUCUUUUCCUAGAAUGAGAAUGUCUUGACCUAGAGUUCCUUUAGAACAAAGUAGUGUGAUGCUAUAAAUCAGCAUUGGCAUUUUUAUAUCGUGUAUUAAGUGAAUAAUGCUGUAGGCUGAAUCACAUAACUACUAGGUUAUAAAUAUUAGAGAAAAUGAUUUGGGAAAUUGCUGUACUAAUUUUAACAUUCCUUACAGGUUCAAAUAAAGGAACAAGUAAGCAAAAAAGAUGACCUACUUAGCUGUAAUGAGGGCAAGUAUUGCCCUGCAAAUAUGAAAAACUGUACAAGGUUAGUAAUGAACCUUUCCUUUACUGUUGAUGUCAUGUCUAGUUCGUUCAUAAACAUUGAUUAGAUGUGUUUCAGAUUGAUAAGGAUGAUACCAAUAAGUAAUACUCUGAGUACUCGCAUAGAGAUCAAAAGAUUUGCUAUUUAAGUUUGUUACUUUGUACCGGGUUAAGAGUAUGACUAAUGUUGAAUAUGAUACGACCCUAAAUAAAUAGGCAAUAUUUAAGACAAUUUGCUGAGAAAGGAGCCAUUAGAUGGCAUAGGUUGCUAUCACCCUUUACCAGGAUUAAUCUUCAUAUUCUUUGGAGAUAAGCAACAGUUUGUUGCUGUACAUUUAAGUGUCCAGAGUAUCAUAGCAGUUUCAUUCUUUAGAUCUUGGAUGUUAAAGAUCUUUAGGGCAUUUAUAGAGUUCAUUCCUUUAUGGGACCUUGGUCCAUCAUUAGCACACACUAAAUUGCUCGGCAUAUAACUGUUUUGUAUGUGUUUGCAGAAAACAUGAAAAUGCAGGGAAAGUGCAUUUAACAGAAAUCUCCUGUAAAGGCUGGAACCAAAAACACAGUAAGUUUUUUUUUUUUUUUUGUCACUAACUUGGCUUCCCUUUGAAAUUUCAAAACUACAUGUUGCUAGUGCUUUGGAUGUAUUUGAUAUGCUUCUAUCAGAUUAAUGGUUUCUAAGCCAAUUUCAGCAGAGCAGAGAGGAAACUGCAAUAAAUCAAAUCUAGGCUCCAAUCAAAAUAACCUCAGGGGUUCUGAUGCUUACUUGUCCAGUAUGCCAGUGUUGAGGGGACUGUGUACUAUGCAGGACUUUUAAAGAGAAUUGGCAAACCUUUCCAUGCACAAAGAGGUCCUGCUCACAUAUACACAGACACACUUGAUAAGGUCUGAGCUUAGUAAAUAGCAACAAAUCAAUCAAAUUGCUUAUUGUGUAUUAGCAAGUAUUUAAACUGUAUAUUUUUCCUUUGAAGCUCAGUCUCACAUCCCCAGCAUUUGGGGAACAAUUUCUGUGGUCCAGAGCAUUCUUUUCAUAUGAUGUUUCAAGAGAAAUUCGGUGUGCAUGGAAGUGGCCUCUGCUUCCUAACCACAAACCUUGCUUCUCAUGUUGGCCCUUAGCUCUUUCGCUGACCCUAUCGGAAAAGAGUCAUUACUCCCUAAUUGUCAACUAGUAGCCCAGAGAUAGGGGUGCUUAGAUAUGUAGCAAGUCACUAAUUCUAGGCAAAAUAGCCAGGAUAGGCUUGACAAAAACAGAGUCCUGUGGCACUGUGAAAGCUUAACCAAAUUCUAGCAUCAUCUUGAAUACAUGAGAUGUGUCAGCAGGGGAAUAGUGUGAGCUGAAUGUACCUCUGGGUGUACUGAAAUAGUUAUAUAGUUGGCUGGUUUGUAGUCUGUGUUGUGAAAUUAUAUAAAGAACAGACAAAUACUGUAUCUUAUGUGUCCCACUGAUUAGCUUGGGUAUAUGCUAGUAAUUUUCUAAUCUGAUUGUGUUUUUUUCCCAAAGGGCUUUUGCAGUAGUAAAAUGUUUGUGAAAUUCUUACAUUUAAAAUGAAAUUUAAUCUAUGUUUAAUUGCCUUAAUGCUAAUGAUUAUCAGAUUAAAGUGAGAUUGUGCUUUUUUUAAUCAUUAUAAAGGUUCUUCAAACAAAGAAGAAGAUAAAAGUUCUAUUUCUAUGAAGAAAAAUAAGGUUUGUUUGAUUACUUUUAUGUUUAAAGGACUAAAAGUUACUGAAUACAUUUUUGUUUAAGGCGGCUUCGCCUCAGGUUUGUGCAAUGACAGUACAAACUGGGGGGUCUCCAGAGUCUUAGGCAGAGAUCUUUCCCAUCACGUGCUACCUAAACUUUUAAAGUCUGUGUCGAGAUAAUUUGUUUGAGGUGCCUAAUUACAAUGAAAAAAAUUUAAGGACUUUCUAAAUGCAAAGUGUCUCCUCUACCUCUGAGUCCUUCCCUGCCACGCCAUCCUAGUUUGUAGACCUAGCAGUGAAAGUGAGUUUCAAGACCUUGUAAAAUGUGUUGCAUGAAUAUAUUUCUGCCCGUGUCUCAGUGCAGUUUAGAUGGCUUCUGCAGUUAUAUGACUAGAAUAUAAAUCUUCUUUCAAAUGUUCUUACAUCUGGAACCCUUUUUUGUUAUAUAACUAUUGGAUGCAGAGGUUACCACAGUGUUUUACAUUUAAAACUUUAUUUUGUAGCCCAGAAGACAAACCUGCUCAAGCAGAUUUCUCAGAAGUAACUUCUGUGGUAGAUUUUCUUCUAAUAGUAGCUUCAAUGGAGAAUCUCAUAAUUACCAAAAUGAAUGGUCAGUAUUGAAUCUAUUGUUCACAAAGACUAUUGUAAUACUGUAAAAUGUUAAUGUGACUCAUUUGACUUCCUGGGAAAAUGUAGAUCUAGAUUAACUUUUUUUCCUCGCAUAUAAAACCACUGUAGUAGGAUCUACUCCAGCAAAAAAAGAGAAAUAUGUAAUUGAGCCCUAAUCUCCCAAUAUUAUCUUUGUAAAUAUUCUAGAGCAAUUUUUAAAAUCUGAAAGUCUGUCUCUGUGUAGGGUUUAAAUGGCUUUUGUAUCUGUUCUCCUUGGAACGAAGAGCCUACAGUGAGUUAGACCUUUUGUUCCAUCUCAUUCAGCAUUGUCAACCCUGAUUGGUAGUGUCUCUCCAAGGUUGCAGUUCUUCCUGGCCUAUAGAUACCAGGGAUUGAACCUGGGACCUUUGACAUGUAAAGCAUGAUCACUACCACUGAGCUACGGCCUUUCCUCUCCUAAUAUGCUGUUGUCAUGUUGUCAUGUAGUGUUGCAGCUUUGUGUGUGAGCUGAGACCCAAUUCAAAUAUUACAUCUCCCUUGAGCACUUUAGGUUGGACUCGAUGGCCCUUGUGGUCUCUUCCAACUCUAUGAUUCUAGGUGACCUAAGGAAGCCAGUGGCUGUGUUUUGUCAUAAUGCUAAACCAUUGUAUUGGAUUGUAUAUCAGACUAGGGGUUGUAUGCUCCCUCUUCCCUCUCUUACGGUGUGGCAUCAAUGGCAAGAUAGGAGACUUCUGAUUUAAGAGUGACUGCAUUUCAGUGUGUUUGAAGCCUAAGCAGUAGUUAAUCUUAUCUGUGGUCAUUUGAAACAAGUCAGCUUCAUGAACUUUGGUUUAAAUGGACUUAACGAACGGGCUUGUUUUAAUGGACUAUAGUUAAAAUUAACUGCAUUUUGUCUGGAGUUUAGAUAUUGCAACAAGCUGCAUUUUAUUUAAAAUGGAAACUUCUGAAAUCUUCCUUACCGCUAUGCCAGAGCAAGAGAUGGGUGGUGGCAGUCUGGAGGAAGGAAGCACAUGAGCCUUCAGAUCAGUUUAUCCUUGUACUGUUCAACUUUGCUGCAGUUUUCUUUAUCUGAAUGAGACCAGUAUCUGUACCUCAACCCAUUCAUCUGCUGCAUAAGGAUAAUACUGACCCACCCACUUUGUGAGACUAUUAAGCGUUAUUGAGAAUUAAUAUAAAGUGUACAUGUAUGUCAAUUAUCAUUUUCCAUUCUGGAAAUCUAUCUGCCACCUUGUUAAGCUGCACAUCAAGGCCCUAAAAUUUAUUUCAAAUUUAUGUUCCAGUAUAGAGAUCAGCAAAAUUGACACAAUGAUCGGGCAUAAGAGAAGAGAGCUGGAGUUGUCAUGUUCUGUACUAGCUAGUAUGGCAAGGUAAAGCAACCAACUGGUUAAGAACUGUUUUGUUUUUAAAUGCACUUUGUCACUAGUGAAGCUACAGUCACAAUAUCUAAAGAACAAUAACAACUGGGUUAAGAUAAACUUUCAAUAGUAUUUGAAAUUAUGUGGGGGGUUUUUAUUUACAUAUGAGUGCACAGAAUGAAAUACUUAUAUUUUAUGUUGUGAACCGCCCUGUGAUCUUCGGAUGAAAGGCGGUAAACAAAUUUAAUAUAUAAUUAUAAUUAUAUUAAAAUGUGCUUUGCAAUAUAAUAGUUUGGUUCUGUCUACUAUUCUGAAUCGAUAGAACCUCAGUUAAGCAAAGGGUUUGUCUGGUUUCUUGUUUUGCAUUCAGAAUGCUUAAAACUUAGGAUCAUCAUAUUGCUCGCAAUAAGAGGAAUGCAGUAAUAAGAGUGUUUUUGCACUUAAGUCUGGUUAUAUUUUUAUUUUUUUAUUUGUAAUGCAUAAACCUAACGUUAAUGAAUAUUUGGGACAAUGAUACUUGCAGGCAAAUUCAUAAUCCAGGUGAUUAAAAAGCUAGUAAUAUACUUACAGAUUUCAUUUUGGAAAGCCAAAGCGUUUUCUUUUUUCCUAUUCCACUUCAGACCUUUUAGAGGAGUCCAAAUUAUCUAAGCCCAAAAGGACUUUGGCCAAGAUAACAAACUUUAAAUCCAAGAAGGGAGUCUCAAUCCUUCAUGUGCUUUUCAUUACUAUUUAUCCAAUGGAUACAAUGUGUUUCUAUAUGGCCUUAUGUGAUUCCCCACCACCCCCCGGUAGGAUUCUUCCUGUAACUCUUGUUUUUAUGUGGGUUAAUUUUUACAGAAUACCUUCCAUGGGCUGUGAAACAGAGAUGACAACCUGCUGUCUGGUUUCCACUGCUGUAGUGGAAACUCUUUUUUUGAGAAGUUCUUCGCCUUUGGAAAACUUUGGUAAAUUUUUUUUGUAAGUUUUAUUUAUAGUUCAUAUAAAGCAACAUUUUCAUUAAUUCCUCCAACUAUAUUAUGUGAUUUUCCCUAUUUAAAUAUACAUUUUAAGAGUUAAUUGUCACAUUGGCGCAAAGUAAAACACAAAAUAAUUUGAAAUGUCUAAAGAAUGUUCAGAUGUAAAGUUGGUUUUUUAACAUAAUAUGGGAGGUGGCUAAGGUAGAAUGUGCAGGCCCUAAUUUCUUCUCUUAUUAUCUCUCUACCAUGCCCCAGGUUAUAGAAAUUAUUUCACUGGUGGAUAUAACAUUUCCAUGCAGAUAAGCUAGGGCUGAACAGAUCCUAAAUUAAGUCAUUCUAAGCUUGCCUAUAAAAUCUAAUCUUUUUAAGGUUAUCCUGCUGAACAAAUAGAUACUUGCAGUUCAGAGGGACUUGAGCUAUCUAGUUCUUUUCAAUAGAUGUAUAGAUUUCUGUUUAUUUUAUUAUCUUAAACAGAAUUCCUGCUUCAUAAAACAUUUUCCCUACUAGGAAUAUACAGAAUACAUAUCUGUGCAUUGCACAUAUGUGCACACAGAAAGAAAGGAGAGAAGUUAUUUUGAGGAAUCAUAAGUUCUUUUGAGGUAGUGUGUUUGCACAGUGUUCCUCAGUCUAUCCCACUUUUUCCUGUUCAUAGUGAUUCUAUGAACUAGAAUAGGAAUAUAGGAUUUAGGGAUGACACAAAUUGAUGAAUGAUUCUGCACAUAUUUGAGCUUCAUUCUAUUUAAGGGUGGGGACCUGAGAGUUAAUGGCUUCAUAGAAGAAGCCCAUUUUAUUUUAGGCUUUAAAGAAUGGGGCAGAAAUGGGACAAUGAGCAUUUGGGGUGAGGAUACAAGGGCAAAAAGGGAGAAUAGAUUUCUAAGGGAGUAGAGCCCCCUUCACACCUGAAGCACAUUAACAGCAAUGCUGCUGGCUCCAGCUCCUGCCAUGCACAUGUUGGCAUAGGCUUAGCUGCAGCGAUCACAUAGCAGAUGGGUCUUUGCCAAUGCAUGGAUGUACAGGGAUGGACAAACUGCAAGCUUGGAGUGAUUCAUGUGUGAAGAUCGCUCAGAUAGUGAGCAGCAGCCAAGCUAGUGUUCUUGGUGCUUUGUAUAUAAAGUAUUCUAAUUUAGAAAUUUGAUCUGAGUUAAUUUAUUUGAAAGAAUAAACUAUAAAAUAAGACAUAUACCCAGGCAAAUAUGGCUCUUUAGGAGACUGGCUAGGACAGUGGCGCCAUAGACGGUAACCUGUAAGAGCUGAGACAACUAGUGAGGUCUCACGUUUUGGAAGCAGCUAUGAGGUAGAAUGCCACCUAUGGGCUUAGCCGCAGCGAAAGACCUUGCGAGUUCCUGAGAUUUUUUGCUUUUACACAUGCUAUCUAAUCACUGACCUUACGUGCUCUAAUAUGUAGCUUGGCUAAUCCCUAAGCCUUUAAGCCUCUAAUACUAGCCGCUAAAGCAAAAGCAGUGUGCUAACCAGCUAAGCCGUCAAUGGCUCGCCAUAGACAAAAAGCAUCAGACAGAAGACUCCUUGCCAGACGGAUUAGUUCAAAUCUCGCAGAACUACUGUAGCCCCAGAAUAAAGAAAAAGCCUAGCCAAAGAGGCAAAUACUGAAUUAAAUGUGGACAUUUCUAAAAUAAGUAAUGUUUGCAUUCACCUUACCUCAGUACAUUAAACAUUCUUUCCUCCUCUUCCUUUAAUACAUAUAUAUUAGAGUCUUCAGAAAAGGGGCAUGUUGUUACAUAUGUCCAGGAAGGAGAAGAGAAAAAACAAACUUCUGGUGCAGCUGGCACAAGAGGAACAAGAAGGAAGGUUUCAGAUACUACACCUAGAAGAAGAUCUGCCCGGAAUGCUAAAACUGAAACCUCGAGUCAGUCUCAGAGUUCACCAAAAUCCAGCAAUUCCGGAUGUGAGGCCAGUGGCGAUGGUAGCUCAUUUAUGAAUGCUGCUACUGCAGAAUCUGAGAAACUACCUCCAAAGCGGAAGGCUAAAAGAGGAGCUAAGCAGAAGGAACCUGUGGUUAAAAAGAAGCUCAGAAGUUCUGGACGUUAUGGAAAACCAUCUAGUGACCUAUUAGACGAUGAAUCUGAGACAGAGGUAACAACAGUACUAGAUAAAAGCAAUCUACCCGACAGUGAAAAUACUGCCACUGACCUGAGUCACAAAAAUGAUGUAGAAACAGAGUCUGCUAAUGGCUUGGAAAAUUCCAAGGACUGUGUGACAUGUCAGGAAGAUCUUACAGGAGAUGCUGGUGAAGGGCAGGCUACUUUAGACACUGGUUCCUGUGUUCAAGAUCCUCCUUUGCUCACCCUAGAGGGAGACACUGAAAAAUGUGAAGUAAAGGAAGACACUGAGUUUGAAAAUAAUGGAUGUCCUGCUGCUGAAGAAGUAGAUAAAAUUUAUAGUGCUUCUAGAGAAGAUACCUACAAUGAUACAGGAACACUUACUCAUGAGCCUCAGGAAUUAGGCAGUCCUAAGAAUGAAUUGCCGGAGAAAUUGGAACCCAUGGCAACAGCAGAUCAGCCUUUGGACAGUCCCAGGAAUGAAAUCCUGGAGAAAGUCGAAAGUGUGGCAAUAUCAGAUGAUAUGUUGGCUGAUCCUGAAAAUGAGUUGCUAGGUGCAACCGAAUCUGUGGCAGUAGAAGAUGAGCCAGCGCCUGAUUCUAGAAAUGAAUUCCUGGGAGACCUUGAACCUUUGUCUGUAGCAGAUGAGCCUGUGCCUAGUCCAAGCAAUGAAUCGUUUGGUGAGUCAGAAUCUGUAGCAAUAGUAGAUGAGAUGUUGGAGAGGCAUGAAAAGGAAAUGCCCGAGAAGACAUUAGCUCCUCAUUCUUCUGAGGAUAAAUCACCAGAAGAAAUGGGAUUUGAGGCAGUAGUCAAGGAGCCAUUGGAAAAUACCACAAGCACGUUACAGCAGCUUCCAGUGCCAUUGGAAAUGGAAGGUAUGAACACUGUCGAAAAAGAAGUCUGUGUACCCACAGAGAAUGAAAAAGAUAAUGAUUUAUUAAUUACAAUUUCUUCAGACAAUACAUUCAAUCAGAUUUUAGAAGAGACUAGAGGAGAUUCUAGAACCAGUUCAUCACCUAAGUUGGAAGACCUUAAACAUUUUAGUGAAGACAAUAAUGAGAUAGUAGCUAUGGAGUGUGACUCAUUUAGCAGUGACCAGAAUGAAUCUCGGAUAGACCAGCCACUAAUGAGUAAUAGUGUAGAGCAAGAGGCAACCUCCUUUUCCCAUGAAACUGAAAACUCGGUAUCCCUUUCGAGCUCUUCUGACAAGAAAGAAGAAACAGAAUGCUCCGCAGAACUUAAAAAAGAUAAAAAGACUAGGACUAGAAGAUCAAGAUUUCAUUCUCCAUCAACAACUUGGUCACCAGCCAAAAGAGAGGGGAAAAGAUCUCAGUCUCCAUCUCCCAAGAGGGAGAUUGUGGCUGAAAGCAGGAUGUCUCGAUCUCCUAAAAGGGAUGUUUCCAAAGAAGGGCGAAGAUCUCUAUCACAGUCUCCGAAACGAGAUCCUCCAAGAGAAGAGAAGAGAUCCCCAUCCUGUUCUCCUAAAAGAGAAACUCUGAAGGAAGGGAAAAGAUCUAUGUCCCAGUCUCCAAAGAGGGAUCUUACGAGAGAAGGGAAGAGGUCACCGUCGUCUUCUCCAAAAAGGGAUUCUCUCAGGGAAGGAAGGCGAUCUUCUCGGACACGAGCGAAGGAAUCCUCUCCAAGGCACAAAUGCCGAUCUCAAAGUAGGGAUAGAGAUAGUGAAAAAGAUGGGCAAAGAAGAGAUCAUGAAAGAGAGAAGAGUAGGAGGAGAUGGUCACAAUCACGAUCAAGGUCUCGAUCUAGGUCAAGAUCAAGGACAAGAAGCAAAGGCCCUUCAUUCCCUAGAAAUGAGAGGGAUGGCUAUUCACCUCCCAGGUGGAAAGAACGGUGGACAAAUGAUAGCUGGAGAAGUCCCAGAGGAAAUGACAGAUAUAAAAGAAAUGAGCAAGAGAAGCAGACAGAGGGUAUGAAAAGAGAGAGGGACAGUUCAAGCAAAGAUGCUGACAAGCAAUCUUAUUCUGACCAGUAUAGGAAAGAUUAUCCAGACUGGGUUAUGGAAAGGAUAAAUUCUGUUCCUGAAACAAGGAACAGAGAGAGGGACAAUUUUAAAAAUCAACCGUGGGAUGAAAAUAGGCAAAAUGAUUCAGGGCCUCCAUGGAACAGAAGCUUUGGAUCAGGUUGGAAUUCAAAUCGCAGCAGAGGUGGCCGUGGCAGAGGUGGCCGUGGCAGAGGUGGCUUUACGUAUGGGGACCAGAGUGAAAACCGCUGGCAAACUAAGAAGCCACACUCGGGGAAUGCAAAUAGUUCCGGAAUUGAAAGUUCAAGGUUUCCAGAGCACCAACCAUACAAACGUAAGAUGGAGCAAGACUUCUCUUUCGAUACACCUGCUGAUAGGUCUGGGUGGACUUCUGCAUCAAGCUGGGCUGUGAGGAAGACUUUACCAGCAGACGUACAGAAUUAUUAUUCCAGAAGAGGAAGAAAUUCGUCAAGCCCACAGUCUGCGUGGACAAAGCCAGAAGAAGUAGCACCUGAGCAAGGUAUUUAUUUUUCCCAUAUUAACGCAUAAAUCACUGGUUUGGGAUAGAGCGGGCAGACAAUCCCUCUUUUUUAAAAAAAAAUUCUAAGAAUGCUAGACAGGGGAUGGUUAACUUUAGCUUCUGUGCAACCGUCCCAACUUAAAUAAUCACAGCCUUGCUGAAAUGGCGAAGCCUUCAAAAUGGGGUAUGUUCCACUUUCCUGUUCACCCACUAUAGCACACAUGCUUCUCAUUUAAUGUUGAAUAAAACUUUGAUUUUUUUUUUUUUGGUGCCCUUAAAGCUUUAGUACAUCUAUUCAAAAAUCUGUGGUAAAUUUUUUUAACUAUUCGUGCUGUACAGUGGAUAAUAAUGUAGCUGGAAUGUAUCCGCUCGGUACAGCUCUGUGGAAAAGUAUUUAUGUGGCGCACAAAAUAAUACUUUUAAGAGAACCCUUUAUUGUAUGUUAAGUGAAUGUCUGUGAGGAUUGUAUUUGACACAUCAGAUAUCCCUCCAUAACUGUUUAGCAAAGUAAACAAUGGAUUGGAUCCUAAGAUCUCGAGAGUGCUGCUCCACUCAUCGAAAGGAUGCUCCUGAAAAUCAAUGAGAGAUGAUUUUUUACUGAUUGACCAUCGCCUGCAGCCUCCUCUGCUUUCUCUUCCUUCCCCCACUUCCUGAAAACUGCUCUAGAGGGCUAGGGAGCUUCUGGAACAGUAUGCUAGGUGGCAUUGGACUUAGAUCCAUUUAACUCCGUAGUCCCAUAUUUUAGCCUACACUGCAGAGACAGCAAAACAAGAGCAUAUAAAAUAACAAGACCAGACUACCACGUGUGCUCUUUUUGGGGAGACGGAGAGAGAGAAAUCUGGGUUCCAGAUUUAAGAUGAUGAUAUUAGAUACCAUGUAUGCACUGCAUGCCCUCCAUUGUGCUCUGUUUUUUGUAAUCCUUUAUGGAACUACAUGUUUCAAAAUGUCUUUCCCCCGUCUGAUAGAUCCAAACUUCAAAGACCAAGCCAGCCAACAAGGCGAAAGUUCUCAACUACCCAUAAACGUUCUGCAGCCUCAGAUGAAUGUAAUGACACCCGUAAAUACGCAACAUCAGUCAAUGAAUAUCUUCCCAUAUCCAAUGAGCGUCCCUGGUCCUAUUGUGAACAUUCAGCACAAUCCAUUUAGCCUUCCUCCACCGGUGCCCAUGCAUCUUCAUACAGGAGUGCCUCUCGUGCAGGUAGCAGCUUCAGCCAAUGUGUCUCAGGGACCACCUCCACCACCACCACCUCCACCACCAUCCCAGCAAGUUAACUAUGUUGCUUCCCAACUGGAUGGAAAGCCGUUGCAGGUAUAUCGUUUGAUUGUAAAAAAGUAAAUAAAUGUAGUUUUAAAACUGACUUUUGGAACAGGGUUCUUUUCUUGUUUUAUGUAAAUAUUAUGCAUUUGGCUGGAAGUUUUCCUUAAACAAUUUAAUGCUGCCACUAGAUUGACUCAAAAGCCCAUUGGGUGGAGGGGGGGGGAAUUGGCUUGAAUCAUUCUUUAGGAAAUCCAUGGAAGGAAAAUAAGCUGUCCCCUCUUUCACCCUGUACACCAUCUACAAUUGUUCAGGAUGGCCCUCACCUUAAGCCAUAAAAUAUCCCCAGUUAACACUUAUCCUUUGUUAGUUAACAUUUCUCUUCUGUCAUUCUAAUGGGGAAAGUAUUGCUUUACACAUUAUUUAUACAAAAGGAAGAGAGGAGGAAGAGGAGCUUCAGUUUUUGGCCCUGUUCGUGCAUACUGUUGUGUGGCUGUCAUGCCAUGUGAAAUGCAUCUGCAGCGGGAUAGGGUGAUGGCUUAUGAGUGUCCACAUGAGCAAGAACUGCUCCCAGGUUAGGUGCCUGCCCUGCCGUGGAAACAUAAAACCUUGGUAAUCUGCCCAAUCCACCUGGUUGCUGGUUACAGAAAUCGCUGCUUCAGAGCAGAGUCCCCAGCAGUGUGGAUACAGUGACUUUGCAACAAUGAUAAUGUAUGAAUUUGGCCUAGUUCAUAUUAUUUUUAAAAAAGCUUAUAUGUAGUCUGGUGAAUUUGUUUCCCCAUUGUGAAAAAAUUCAUUGACAGUAAAUUCAUACACAGAUGGUUUGAGGAGCGGGGGGAGGACAGCAACAGAAAUUGUUUACAAAAGGCUAAAAUCCGAGUGCAGGAUAAAAGCCAAUCCCAUAUGUGUGCGUUCACUCAAGUCCUGUUCCAAGAAAUACAUUUUUGUUUGUGUCUUUAUAUGGAAGUGAUAAUCUUCAUUGUUAAAUUCAUUUACAUCUCAUUUGAUAUACCCUACUUAUAAAAAGGAACAGGAGAAUAUUGGUCAUUUUUUGUGUGGUGAUCAAUUUGUCAUUACUUUGAAGAGGUCUGCUUUAAGUUAAUAUUCCUGGCUUAGGUGGGGUGUCUUUCGCAUCAUAAUCAGAAUGUUAAUCGGGUUCAAUUCCAGAAAGCUUAAUCAAAUUAAAACAAAACCAACACUGAAACAAUGUCUUAAUGAAGAGGGAAUUGUGGGGUCGGGGUGAAGAGGGACCUCAUUGGGAAGCCCUGACUCAGAGAACACAGAAGAGUUGCCCAUCCUGCAGUCCACAUUUAAACCUGUUGCAAUUCUCCAUAUCCUUGUGAGACUAGGGUGGGUUAGACUUACUUCCACAACUGAAGAAAACAUUCACGUGAAGUCCAGUGUUUCUUCUUUCAUGGUGGAUGAAUAGUCUGUCUUUGGAUGAUAAUGAAGCAGGAGAAUGGGGAACCCAUAUCCCUCGAGUUGAUGGAUGCAUCAACCCCAGCUAGCAAGGCCAAUGGUCAGGGAAGAUGGGACUUGUAGUCCAGGAACACAGAUUAGCCAUUCCUGACUAUACAGUGGUGCCUCGCAAGACGAAAUUAAUCCAUUCCGCGAGUCUCUUCGUCUUGCGGUUUUUUCGUCUUGCGAAGCACGGCUGUUAACGGCUUAGCGGCUUAGCGGCUAUUAACGGCUUAGCGGCUUUAAGAAAAAGGAAACAAACUCGCAAGAACUCGCAAGACGUUUCGUCUUGCGAAGCAAGCCCAUAGGGAAAUUCGUCUUGCGGAACGACUCAAAAAACUCAAAACCCUUUCGUCUAGCGAGUUUUUCGUCUUGCGAGGCAUUCGUCUUGCGGGGCACCACUGUAAAGCAAUAUGCCUGUGAGGGGAGCUUUCUUCAAGAUCUUGCUCGGUUGCCAAAUCUCUGUUGAAUUACAAGUACCUAUUCAGGCCUCUGCAUUUGCUCAACAGAUAGCACCUUGUGAAAUGUUUGCUGCUGUAAUUGGCUACUUUUGGAAUCUGCUCCCCCUGCUUCUGUCCUGGAUGCUUUCUCAUUCUUCCAUCGCCAUUCCCCAAGCAUGGUAUCUGAAGUGAACCAGAGCAGGAUUGCAAAUUACUGCUACUGAAGGAAGCAGACUCAAGUGCUUACACUUUUUGUGCACUGCUUGCUUCAUAUAAUAGUUGGGCAGUGCUCAUAUCUUUUAUCACAACUGCCUGAUCCAAGUGCAAAGCCAGAAUGAAGGGCUUCCAUCUAUUACUGGUUAGAAGGAAAGUUUGCAUUCCUAGGUUUAUGGCUGCCUAUUCUUCUGUGGAUUGCUAUGGUGGUUUCAUGGGCCCUCCACCCAACUGUCAGUAGAUCACUGAGAGGCUGCCUUCUCACUGGUUCCUUCUGUCUUUACACCUGUCCUGGGUGGUGAGCUUUGGCUUCUAUCCUAGCUGGCAAAUGUAUAGGUUUCCUUCUUACAUGAUGCACAUGAGUUCAGUCUCUCUAUCUGCAGACUGUUGUUUCCCCCCACCCUUUCCAGUCUCUAGGAAAACCCCUUAGCCUACAUUUUCACACAAAUUGCCAUGUUACUAAGACUAUUGGGUUGCAGAGAAAGGGGAAAUGGUCGGUGUCACAAAUAGGAUGGAUUCUGUAGUUAAGGCUAGCCUCAGCUGAGCUGAACAAUCUCUUUCCACCUAUUAACUAUCUCUCAGAAAUGUUAGAAACACCCAAGAACUAAAGGUUCAGGGCAGGAGCGUUGGAUGCAACUAGUUAACAUAUUAACUUCUGAUAACUUUUUAAAACAGGCUAUUCCUAGUACUUCCCAUGUUGCCAACAACAUGAGUACAACCCUCUUGCCUGCUCCAACAGCAGCUGCUCUGGGAAGUGUGGAAACGGUUCAGGGACCAAGUUCUGGUAAUGCAACAUCGUCAAGUAACAUCAAAUCCUCUAAUGCCGCUGUAAAAUUGGCUGAAAGCAAAGUAAGUGUAACGGUGGAAGCCAGCGCAGAUAGCUCGAAGAAAGACCAGGCAAGUUCAAAGCCAAGAGCAAUGUGCAUAAUUCUGCAAUGCUAAAAUUGGAGAGAAAUAAUUAUUUACCGUAAGGAAAUGGAGAGGAUGUCAUCUUUCACCUUCCAUUUAUAUCAUCUUUUUAGCUUCCUAAGAAAUCAUAAGGUUUCUUCUGGGGGGGAAUUAUAGACUGACCUUGCAAAUAAAUUCAUUCCACCUCAUUAGAGAUGUCAAAUAUUUGGAAAUGUUGAAGCUGUGGGAAAACUUACCAAUUUGAAGGGGGGUAAUGCAAAGGGUGGGAGGAGUACAGUAUAUACAAUAGUCAAACCUGAACCUAUUUAUUGUUUUAAGAAGAUAAAACAGAUUUUUUUGAAACUUAAAAUAUAAAACUGUCUUAUUUGGUUCUAGAUUCAGAUAGGUAGCCAUGUUGGUCUGAUGCAGCAGAAAUAUAUUUAAAAAAUAAAAAAAUUGUCCAGUAUCACCUUAGGGACCAACUAAGUUUGUUCUUGGUAUGAGCUUUUGUGUGCAUGCACACUUCUUCAGAUACUAUAUACAGAUACUGAAGAAGUGUGCAUGCACACGAAAGCUCGUACCAAGGACAAACUUAGUUGGUCUCUAAGGUGCUACUGGACAAUUUUUUUAUUUUAUAUGUAUAUGUCUUAUUUGGCAUAUCUAUGAAAUUUAAAACUAUAAACACCUCAGUUUUGUACAAACAAAACUGCAAACAUACCCAGUUGUAGUCCACUUUCUUCUGUGGGUCUUGAUUAAAGUUCUCUUCUCACCCAGAUUAUUUCUGUGAGGCUUUUGCUUCUGACCUUUGUAUUCCGCAUCAAGGCAGGGCAGCAACUUGCUUGUUUUUCAGUUGGUAGCAAUUAAAGUAGACUGUUUCAGGGGAGAGGUGAAAAGAUUGGCCACAAAGGAGGCACCAGAUCAAAAGGACAGGUGAAUCUGGAUGCUUCUGGUAUCUCCAUUCUAGACCAUAGGUGACGCAGAAGAAGGCAAGCAACAAUUCAAAUAAUAAUAAUAAUAAUAAUAAUAAUAAUAAUAAUAAAUUUUAUUUAUAUCCCGCCCUCCCCAGCCGAAGCCGGGCUCAGGGCGGCUAACAACAAUAAAACAGUACAAAAGUACAACACAAACAACACUCUAAAAUCAUUCAUUAUAAAAUUAAUUAUAUGCAACAAGGUCUUGAAUACUCCUCUCAGAAAGGUGGUAGCAACCUCUAGGCGCAGACGUGCCUCUUGGGUUUGAUCGUUGUAGACUUUCUCAAGUCAAAAAAUAAAAUCUUUGAACAAUAUUUAAAGCGUUUUCAGAGUUCCCCCAUAGCGAAAAGUUUUCCAUUGUGUUUUCUUUUUCCUGACCUUCACAUCUAUACUACCCAAUCCAUACAAGGGCUAGUUAUUUUUUUAUUAAAAGAGGAAUGAAAGAUCCAAAUGUUGUGAAAGGUUCCUUGCCUGGUUGCUUAAAGGCAGCUGUUAUUUGGUGGCUGUUUACAAGCCUUGUAGACUGCUAGCAAUGCUUUAUUGAACUCUCCUAUCUGAUAAUGCUUAGAUGAAUAAAACUAGAGGUUGCAUUGGUUUUGUAGUGUCAAUAAAGCUCACCUCUAAAUCAAAAGGUAGUGUGUUUGCAUUGGUACACAUGUUAAAAGCAAAAGUAGCCAUGUUGGUCCAUUAAAAAACAAAGAAACCCUAAAAUCCUUAGUUGAGCAAUAGUUUUUGGGACCAACCAAAGUAUCACAAAAUUGGGGCAAACUUUCCCGUUCUCCAGAACUGUUCAUCUUACACGGUUAUUUCAAAAAUGCUAGUUUGUGUGCCUUUUUCCUAAGUGUAACACUUUAUCCUAAUUUUUCUAGAAACUGCAAAUUCAAGAAAGAGCUGCGCAAGAAGUGAAGCUGGCUAUUAAGCCUUUCUAUCAAAAUAAAGAUAUUACUAAAGAAGAAUAUAAAGAAAUUGUGAGAAAAGCUGUAGAUAAAGUAAGUGAUACACUAUUAAUAUCAGACAGCAUUUAGCAGUCUGCAUUCUUCUAACCUUGAAACCUGUUGAACAAAGGAGGCAAAGAGGUAAGGCUAAGUGAUAGGCUUAUUGCUCUGGAGAAUAGUUCACACAGGGGUUUGUUAACAGAGGUGAAAUAAGUAGUUAUAAUUUAAGCUAGUUUUGUCGUACAAUCUUGAACAAUUCUUAGUGAACAUGAUAAUAGGCUAUGGAGAGAGUGCGGACUCAAUAUUUUAUUCCUACUCCCCUGGGAAACUAGAAAGGCAUGAUGAAGCUUACUCCCCACCAGAUACGCCUUACAAGGGUAGUUUAUUGAGAUCGUAUGUCCCAAUAAUUAUUUACUUUUGGUGUGAUAUUAAGUGGUAUGGUUGGUGCCGGUUAAUUUAAUGGUUGUGUGUUCUAUUUUCAUGUAGGUCUGUCAUAGCAAGAGUGGGGAAGUUAAUUCUGCAAAAGUGGCUAAUUUGGUAAAAGCUUAUGUGGACAAAUACAAACAUUCGCGGAAGAAAAAUCCAGACGAGGCAGUUUUUGCGGAAAGGAAAUGA
Molecule: messenger RNA, 22434 nt
Organism: Podarcis lilfordi (Lilford's wall lizard)
Lineage: Eukaryota; Metazoa; Chordata; Lepidosauria; Squamata; Lacertidae
Source: the annotation of a GenBank genome assembly